Letharia lupina is the source of this 1308-nucleotide messenger RNA. RefSeq lists its product as uncharacterized. NCBI's taxonomy places the organism in Eukaryota, Fungi, Ascomycota, Lecanoromycetes, Lecanorales, Parmeliaceae. Gene Ontology annotation, cellular component: endoplasmic reticulum membrane. Bases 1 to 1308 code for a protein of 435 amino acids. Gene Ontology annotation, molecular function: diacylglycerol O-acyltransferase activity. The transcript is spliced from 4 exons. The record is from RefSeq and is a predicted model, not a curated record. Gene Ontology annotation, biological process: triglyceride biosynthetic process.
AUGGCAGCAAUUGCUCGCACCUUGAGCCCACCAGAGAUAGCAAGCCAUGAUGCAACUCCAGCUCACGCCAACGGGAGUGUUCUCUCAAGCAAUUCGAGUCCCGUCAAUGGAAAUGCUACUGGCCCCAUUACGAGGGAUAUUUCGUCCAAGUACCGACACAUCGCUGCAGUUCACUCGAGAGCCCGCACUUCCUGCUUGAGUCGUGACGCAGAAUUAACACCUAGUUUUCUUGGUUUCAAAAAUCUAAUGGUUAUUGUAUUAGACAUACUUCUCGGUAUUGUUCUCUACCUGCUCGUUCCUUGCCAUCUCUUCGUCGCUUAUAUCAUCGAACUUGCCGCCGCACACCAAGCCAAAGGUGCCCUUGGUCGUGCCAAACGGCAUUCGGAGGAUCCUCCGGACAGCGCACAAGCCGCUAAGAGCUUCCGAACAACAUGGCUUACCAUUGCUUGGGCCCACGGCAUCAACGCCACCCUUUCCCUUCUCGUCACAAGCCUCACGGUGUACAACUUGAUCCAUCAUCCCCUCAUCGGCACCAUCUCGGAGGUGCAUGCCAUCAUUGUCUGGCUCAAGAUCUGUUCCUACGCUUUUACAAAUCGCGACCUCCGUCAUGCCCUCCUAAAAGCCGACUCUGCAUCCUCUAUCCCAGAGCUCUACUCCGUCUGUCCUUAUCCAAGGAACAUCACCCUCAGCAACCUAUCCUACUUCUGGUGGGCACCAACCUUAGUCUAUCAACCCGUCUAUCCCCGCACCUCUACCAUCCGUUGGCCUUUCAUUGCCAAGCGCCUCGCCGAAGCUACCAGUCUCAGCAUUUUCAUUUGGCUCGCAAGCGCCCAAUACGCCGCACCACUCCUCCAUAAUUCUGUUUUCAAGAUCGCCUCCCUAGACCUCCCUUCCAUCCUCGAGCGCCUGAUGAAGCUUUCCACUAUCAGUCUAGUAAUUUGGCUAGCCGGCUUCUUCGCCGUUUUCCAAUCCGUGCUCAAUGCAUUGGCGGAAAUUAUGAGGUUUGGCGACCGAGAAUUUUACACGGAUUGGUGGAACAGUCCGAGCGUUGGCACUUAUUGGAGGACCUGGAACAAGCCUAUCUAUCAUUUCAUGAAGAGGCACAUCUAUGCGCCGUUGGUGGGGAGGGGGUGGAGUUCGAAUGCCGCGAGCGCCUGGGUUUUUGUGUUUAGCGGGGUACUGCACGAACUGUUGGUAGGGGUGCCAACGCACAAUAUCCUUGGUCAGCCGCUGGCCGCGCUGUUGUACUUCUUUGCAUGGCAAGCCAAGUAUGGUAGUGUGAGCAAAAAUCAAAUUUACUCGAUGUGA